Molecule: messenger RNA, 5915 nt
Organism: Ciona intestinalis (vase tunicate)
Lineage: Eukaryota; Metazoa; Chordata; Ascidiacea; Phlebobranchia; Cionidae
Product: protein unc-13 homolog B-like
Biological process (GO): synaptic transmission, glutamatergic; presynaptic dense core vesicle exocytosis; dense core granule priming
Cellular component (GO): synaptic vesicle membrane; presynaptic membrane; presynaptic active zone cytoplasmic component
Molecular function (GO): phospholipid binding; diacylglycerol binding; calcium ion binding
Source: RefSeq, a predicted model, not a curated record
CUUGGUUUUAAGAAUUUUUAAUUAUUUAUCUGAUACCAAAAUGAAUUAAGAUGUCUCUACUUUGUGUUAAAGUCAAACAAGGGAAACUUGAUGGGGCCCCUGACAAAUUCAACACGUAUGUCUCAUUGAAAGUACAAAACGUUAAGAGCACAACAAUAUGUGUGAAAGGAUGUGAUCCACUUUGGGAGCAGGAUUACAUGUUCGAAAUCAGCAGGGUAGAUCUGGGACUUUCUAUUGAGAUCUGGAACAAAGGAGUUCUUUGGGACACUUUGCUGGGCACAGCCUGGUUACCACUUUCACACGUACCACACUGUAAUGAGGAAGGAGAUGGUGCGUGGUAUCAACUUUAUACCAAUGUGAAUUCUGACAAGGGAGUUGUGCCAGAUGUAAAGAAUGCUACUAACCACAAGGUCUUAUGUGACGUACGUUUUGAACUUCCGUGUGAACUUUCUGAAAACGAGGUGGUCAUGCUGCAGCAAAAACUUGACGAGUUCAAUGAAUAUCAAGAUGACACCUGGAUGGUGGAUCCGUUCUCCAGCACAUUGAAUAAGAGCAAUGCAACAAGUUCAAUUUCAAUCGACAGUGAUUACAGGAGUGAUGUGAGUGUUGUAGGUUCGUACCAAACAGUGCAGCACGCCAACGCCUCAUCUUCACAACAUAGAGAAGCAAGAGCUUUAAAGAAACCAAAAGCUGGAAGUUUGACAACGGAUGAAGCGGAUAGUUAUUCUCGUGAAUAUGGAUCGGAUACUGAAUCUUUUGACUCCCGAUGCCAGAGGUACGGAAGUGAGGAAGAUGCUGAAGCCGACCGACAAGUCGGACAAGAGGAUGUAGGUUUGGUGCUGAAACAUGAAAGUUAUGAAGACAGCCCACCCAAAAUACCUGAUGAUCUAGCCAAUUCUGCUGGUGAUAUGUCAUUUUCUUCUGCCAAGUUUAAAUGGAUUCAUGCAUUUAAUCGUGUAAGAAUAGGUUUAAAUGGAGAACGUGAAGAUCAGCUCGGUGAACUCCACUGUUCGAGGAAAGCAUCGUUGUGGAACAUUGGAGCUAACAGCAGUUUUUAUACAAGCAUUGACAGCAUGCCUGAUAUUCGACCAAGGAAAAAAUCAAUACCUUUGGUCAGUGAUCUAUCUAUUGCAAUGAUAAAAAGACAAACUGGAAUAACUUCUGCUCUUGUAACGUCACGGGCAUCUUUGAAUGAUGAAGAUUUAAAACUUCAUGUUUACAAGAAGACUUUACAGGCAUUGAUAUACCCUAUUUCUUGUACCACACCUCAUAAAUUUGCUAUCUGGUCUGCUUCCACACCCACAUAUUGCUAUGAGUGUGAAGGUUUAUUGUGGGGGAUUGCAAGACAAGGGUUAAGGUGCUCUGAGUGUGGGGUUAAGUGCCAUGAGAAAUGUAGAGAUCUGCUGAAUGCUGAUUGUCUUCAUCGUGCAGCAGAAAAGAGCUCCAAACACGGUGCUGAAGAUAAAACUCAACACAUAAUCACAUCAAUGAAAGAUCGAAUGAAAGUGAGAGAGAAUAGUUGUCCCCAACUCUUCCAGUUAAUGAAGUCUGUAUUUGAUGUGAACUACGACUCCCAUCAUAUUUUAAUGGAGUCGGCCAAGCAAUGUGUGUUGGAUGGAACCUCAAAAUGGUCAGCAAAGCUCAGUAUUACUGUAAUCAGUGCACAGGGCUUACAGGCAAAAGAUAAAACUGGCUCCAGUGAUCCUUAUGUCACUGUACAGGUUGGGAAGACAAGGAAAAGAACCAAAACAAUCUAUGGAGACCUUAACCCCCUGUGGAAUGAAAACUUUCACUUUGAGUGUCAUAAUUCAACGGACCGCAUUAAAGUUCGGGUUUGGGACGAAGAUGACGACAUUAAGUCAGUCCUGAAGCAACAGUUUAAGAGAGAAUCUGAUGAUUUCCUUGGUCAAACUAUUAUCGAGGUGAGAACUUUAUCUGGUGAGAUGGAUGUUUGGUAUAAUCUUGAAAAAAGAACAGACAAGUCAGCUGUGUCUGGAGCAAUUCGUCUGCACAUAAAUAUGGAAAUCAAGGGGGAAGAGAAAGUAGCGCCUUACCACCUGCAGUACACUUGUCUACAUGAGAACCUUUUCCAUUAUACUUGCAAACAGAAUAAUGACAUGGUUAAGAUUCCUAAAAUGGACGGAGAGGAAUCGUGGAAAGUUUAUUUUGAUGGACAGCAGCAGGAAAUUGUGGAUGAGUUUGCCAUGCGGUAUGGUGUGGAAUCAAUAUAUCAGGCCAUGACUCAUUUUUCAUGCCUGUCAUCUAAGUACAAAAGUUCCGGCGCCCCAGCUGUCAUGAGUGCAUUGCUGGCAAAUAUUAACGCUUACUAUGCGCACACCUCACCAACCACUCAUAUAUCAGCAAGCAACAGGUUCGCUGCAUCCAACUUUGGCACAGAGAGGUUUGUGAAGCUCCUUGACCAGCUGCACAACUCUCUACGUAUUGAUCUAUCAAUGUAUAGAAAGCAUUUCCCUGCUUCUAAGCCAGAAAAACUCAUUGACCUCAAAUCCACUGUCGAUCUGUUAACUAGCAUCACCUUUUUCCGGAUGAAAGUACAAGAACUACAGAGUCCGCCACGUGCAGGCCAAGUGGUAAAAGAUUGCUGCAAAGCAUGUAUUCGCUCAACAUAUGGUUAUGUCUUCAGCAAUUGUUCAGAGAUUUCUCAGACUGAUAAAACUGAGGAGGGUCCAGAGGAAGGAGGACCUCGGAUUGAUGACCUAGAUUUUUGGACUCAGCUUAUUACGUUGAUGGUGUCAGUCAUUGAGGAAGAUAAAAACAUCUAUACCAACUAUCUUAACCAAUUUCCCAGUGAGUUCAAUGUGGGGCAAGUGUGUGCAGGUGAAAUGUGGAAAAUGUUUUCAGAAGAUCUGGAGAAGGGGUUGCUAGAGCAUGCUCAACACAGGCUGUGUAAAACCACUGAUUACAUGAAUCUGCAGUUCAAAGUUAAAUGGCUGUAUAAGGAGUAUGUGGCCCCACUUGAUAUGUUCCAAGAUGCCGUGCCGGAGUAUUCACAAUGGUUUGAACCUUUUACCAUGGACUGGCUUGAUGUGAAUGAGAAAUUGUCGAUGGAUUUUCUCAGUGGAGCAUAUGAACGUGAUCGACGUGACAGCUUCCAGCAAAGUUCUGAACAUGCAUUGUUCUCGUGUUCUGUUGUUGACAUCUUCACUCAACUUAACCAGAGUUACGAUAUUAUAAAGAAACUGGAGUGUCCUGAUCCCCAGGUCGUAAAUCAAUUCAUGACUAAAUUUGCGAAAACCAUUGAGAAGGUACUUGACACAUACGCUGAAAUGGUGUCAAAAGAUUUCCCAAAACUUUGUGCAAAAGAGGACACUGCAUGUGUGCUUAUGAACAACAUACAGCAGCUGAGGGUGUUGCUGGAAAAUCUGUUUAGAAACAUGGGAGGUGAACAACUUGAUUCUGUCACAAGCGACAUUUUAAAAAGUUUGCAAGUUAAACUCAACGUUCGCCUUGGAGAACUCAGUGAAAUAUUUGGCCAAAGUUUUACACAGAGGAUUGACAACAGCAUUAAAGCAAUGGGAAACUUGCUGUGUAAGAUAAAAGGCAAUGCCAAUAUUAGCAUUCAACAAAGAUCAAGUGAUAACAUUGCACACGAGGCUGAUAACGUAUUGCGGCCACUGAUGGAUCUUUUGAAUGGAAGCUUGGAGAUGUUUGCCAAGACCUGUGAAAAAACAGUUCUGAAACAUGUUCUGAAAGAGCUGUGGAAGCUGGUUGUUAAGAGUCUAGAAACUUCUAUUGUUCUCCCGCCAUUGAAUGAUAUUACCGGUUCCCAACUUCUACGCAAUGCAGCGAAGGAAAUAUCUCAGUUCUCCAAAUUCAGGGACCUUGCACGGGAAGACGUCAGCAGAAACUUGUCUCCCCGACAAUGUUACAUUUUGGACGCCUCACUCGACUCCAUCAAGCAAUACUUUCAUGCUGGUGGAAAAGGGUUGCGUAAAAAUUACCUGGAGAAGAGUGAAGAGUUACAAUCAUUGAAGUAUGCACUGUCACUGUAUACACAAACUACGGACUCUUUGAUCAAAACAUUCAUUGAAACACAAACUACACAGGAUGAACCAAGCGUAGAAAGCCCACAAGGAGAAGUUUCGAUCCAAGUAGACAUAUACACACAUCCAGGCACUGGGGAAAACAAACUUACAAUUAAGGUUGUGGCCGCAAGCAACCUAAAAUGGAACACAACAGGAAUGUUCCGGCCAUUUGUAGAUGUUAACCUUGUAGGACCUCAUCUAAGCAACGUUCGACGAAGGUAUUCAACAAAAAGUCGAAGCAAUGCGUGGUCACCAAAGUACAAUGAAUCUUUCAGUUACUCGAUCGGUAACGUGGAAAAAAUCUCCGCUUACGAGCUUCACUUAUGUGUAAAAGAUUAUUGCUUUGCACGAGACGACCGUGUUAUUGGAGUUGCAGUGAUGCAGCUUCGUAACAUAUCUCAACAAGGUUCAUGCGCCUGUUGGUGCUCACUCGGUAAAAACAUUCACCUGAACCAGACGGGCUGGACAGUUUUACGAAUACUGUCUCAGCGUGCUGGUGAUGAAAUUGCUAAAGAAUUUGUUCAGCUUAAGUCCAGCACACGCUCGCUGGAAGAAGCUUAAUCUAAUUGAACUACCUAAUUCUGUGCCAUGAUAUGCCUUCUCCAUAUUGUCGCAAUCGCACAUCACAAUUAUGUAAUUUAAUGUUAAAAUUCAGUGAACUAAUUAUUUUCUUACACUUUAUUAAUGUUGCAAUCCUGUAUGCAGGUGUAUUAAUUUUAAAGUGUUUUUGGGUUAAAACAGUAUCUUUAUACACAUGGUGUUUUUGUUUUUCAUGUGAAUAGGUUCCGUUAUCAAGUUUCCUAUUGUAAGUUGUAUCAUGUAGUUUUAUUUUAGCAGUGUUGUUGUGAUUAUGGAUAAACAAUAUUUAAAUCUCUACCCUUCCGUUUUGUUCAGUCAUAGUUAUAUUUGGUUCAGUAUACACAUUCCAACCAUGGGAAUAAACAGUUGUUUACAUGUGUUUUUAUCUAUUUAUUACUCCUGCUUUAAUAAUUGGUGUAAAUUACUUGUUAACCUUAAUCCGAAUAUUUCUGUACCGUACUUUGUUUUAUGUUUCCUUCAUUUUCUGAGCAGUUUUGUUUUUGUCGAUGUAGUUUUGCUGCAAUUUUAGUAUUUUAAGCAGCAGGUAUUUAAAGCUUGUAAAUUUCUCUAUCGAAUUUUGAUCACAAAGUAUUUUUAUACAGUAUCAAUUUGUUGCUGAGUUAUCUCUGCUGUAAAACUUCAUUUGAUAAAAAGUGUCAUGGCAGUAACAUUUUGCAUGUCAAAUAUUUUAUGCUAGUUGUGCAGUUCUAUAAGUUUAUUAUAUGAAUAUUGUGGAUGAUAAAUUACAUGGUGAUCAUAUUAGCAUUUCAUAUGAAUGUAAACCUUAUACUUUUUCUUCUGAAAUCAAUCUUCGUUGUGCAAAUAUCCUCCUUGAAUAGCAAGCACCUGCUGUUUCAUUAAUCUUUUACUUUUCAAAAUAAGAUAUUUCCAUUAAAUAUUGUUUUUAAUACCACUUCUCUCUAUCGUUUGCAAUAACAUAUAGUGCAAAUAUCUUUCAAUGUAUUUGUGCAUUUAUUACGAUCUCACUCUUUGGCACACGAACAACUCGUUAUAUGUAAAACAAGUAUUCUCUCUUAAUUUUAAUUUGUUUAACAUUUAUUUCCUAUAACACAUUCUAUGCCUUUUAACGCAUUUUAUUCACUGUUGCAUUUUUUGCUUGCUUUUUAAGAACCAGAUAAGCAACAACAACAAUUACGUCCUUGUCUUUUUUGCAUGCACACUGUAUUACUUUUAUCAAUAUUUUCGGUUCAAAAAGAUUCCUAAACUAUUAUGCUUCAAUAUGAAAACAGAAUCAUUUUAUGUUUAAUACGUCCUGUGAAUUUAUUAUUA